CACACUAUAGCCAGUCAGAUCACGACGACCAGCACCUAUACCUACCGCUACCGCCCCCCAGAAGCCGCCCUCCAACUUUCCCUCCACGCUUUCUUUCUUUCGCCUCAAUUCCCGUCUUUCACUUCUCUGCGCCCACAGCCGCACCCGUUUUGCCCCUCCAACCGCGCGCCAGCCUCGCAAUCCCUACCGCCUCAUACUUCUACGCCUCCCAACCCCAGGGACAUAUACAACUCUCCCUCGGGCUCUUACGACAAUCCCACGCCUUUCAAUGCUUUAGUUGCUCUGUCUUGACGGACGCCUGGUGCCUUCUUGUCAAGUCACAUAUCCUUUGCCCGUUCACUUUUCGACAAGCUCUCACCUCAAACACCAACCUUCGAGUCAACGCUACCUUACCAAUUCUCUUCAUCACCAUGUCUUCUCUUCCUCCCGACCCGUGGCAGGUCCUCGGCAUCGCAAAGACGGCAGACAAGACUGAGAUCCGGACAGCAUACCGAAAAUUGGUCCUCAAGUGUCAUCCAGACAAGGUCCAAGAUCCGACUCUGAAAGCUGAGAAGCAAGACGAGUUCCAAAAAGUCCAGCAAGCCUAUGAGCUUCUCAACAACGACGAAGAGAGGGCAAAGUAUGAGCAUCAGGUUCGAAUGAAUGAACUCAACCAACAAAAGGCACGGGCUACCUCAAAGAGCGCGGCUCAUUCCCCAGCUGCUCGAUCAUCUCCCAGGCACAAGGAGUUCGCUUUCACUCAAACGCCAGAGCGUUCCUCUCACAGGACAACGACAUCAAGCAGGGAGAAGAUGUACUUUCAACCCUCGCGCUCUCACGAGGAAGUUCCUACUUCUCGCUUCGCGGACAUGAACUUCAACGAAGAGAGACGUGCUCGUCGAGCAACUAGUUAUGAGAAGCAACCAAGACACGAGGACGAGAGGCCCUCGAGGCGCGAAGAGGAAAAGGCAUCCAGACGUGAAGAUGAAAGGCCCUCAAGGCGCGAGGAGGAGAAACCACUAAGACGAGAAGAGGAGAAGUCGAAGGACAAGCGCAAGGAUGAAGAGGAGAAGAAGGCGAGGCGCCAGAGGGACUUGGAUAGGCAGCUGGAAGAUUUGGCUGAUCCCGGCCGCAAGGCGGAGAAGAAGAAAACCGAUAGGGAACGGGACAGAGUUGAGAAGGAACGAAAAUUGGAGGAGAAAUCCCGGCGGCACAAGGGUCCCUCGAUUGAAGUCAUGGAGGAUCCAGAGGAGCCUCCCAAAUCAGACAAGAAAUCCGCAAGGUCUUCGGGCAAGAAAUACACCGAGACUAAGGAGCGCGAACGGGAUGGUUCCCGCUCCCGCGAGUAUGACUAUGGGCGAGAAAAGUCGGCCUCCCGUCCCGCUGCCGGUCCUGUUGCCGAUGAUCCGCUGGAAAAGGCAAAACUAUAUAUGAUGAGCAAGGGUACCAAAGUUCCUGAACUGGAUCGGAUGCACGACAGAAUUCCGAAGCUGGGGAGAGCCCAAACUUACAGUUACAAGACUGAAGUACCCCGUCCUCCCCAGGCUGACUACGAUGACGAAGAAGUCCCGCGAUCAUCUGCUCGACCCCGUCGAUCCUCCCAGGAGACCCCAGCAAGGUCUAAGGAGAGCCCGCACAUCGUCGAUGCUUCGCCUCGCCUUACUCCGGUCAACGUCAAGGCUUCAAAGUCUCCUGGCGUCCCUCCGCCUCAGGUUUCUCCCUCUCGCCCCCUAUAUCGAUCACAAACGACCAACGAAGUACAUUCUGGGCAUCAAUUUCAUCCACCGCCCAUGACACGGCAUACUACUUGGGCUCCUAGCUCUGACCGACAUUUUGAUAACGUCUACCAUAACGACUCAGAUGAUGAUUACGGCCGCCAUCAUCGUUCACGUUAUGCGGACUCCCCUUCUGAUGGAGUACGGUACAAAGCGGAUGGGGGCAGGAGCUCGAGGCGCGAUGAGCCAACAUACCCCAAGGUUUACUCACGAGCAAAUUCCGCCACACGAGUUGCCCCUGAUCUCUACGGACCUCCACGCAUAUACUCGACCUCGGGUAUGAACGUGAAAGAGGGCAAGAGAUUCGAGCUGAAUGAGGUGAAUUUCUCACCUCUCCCCUACGCCACCAGGCCUUCUCCUUCUCGAGACCAUUCCUACCAAAUCCGCACUUAAGGCAUCUUUAACCCGACAACUUUGUUUUUCUAUUUCUCUGGGCUUCUUUUUCCUUUGUUUUCGGCAGGUGUUUGCAACGGCUUGCAUUGAAUGGGUCAUCGGGGUACGGUGUUUGGUUUGGAUAUCGAUCGGUUGAUUUUCUCCUUUUAUACUACUCAUAUAUGGGGGACGAAACCCGGUAAAGAGACAGUAACGACACGUCUACGUUUCAUACAUCGCAUGAUCUGGGAUUUAUUGGGAUAUGAUUUGGGGCACGAGGUAGAGGACUCAAAGCCAUGACACGGGGAGGAAACGGACGCGUGGGAAACGCGCUGGGACAAAGGUCAAGGAUAGCAUCGGGAAAUGCCGCGCAUGAUGAUGAAGCAAUAGGAAUUGCUUUUCUUGGGGUUCACUUGUUUUUCUCUGUUUUCUGGUUGUAUCUAAGGCACGGGAAUGGCGAUAUAGCGUACCUCAUACAAACAUACCAACGUUUUGGAUGCCCUUGAUCGGACGGGAUC
Molecule: messenger RNA, 2644 nt
Organism: Neurospora tetraspora
Lineage: Eukaryota; Fungi; Ascomycota; Sordariomycetes; Sordariales; Sordariaceae
Exons: 1
Coding region: 411-2147 (578 amino acids)
Source: RefSeq, a predicted model, not a curated record